This is a messenger RNA of Meloidogyne enterolobii, 204 nucleotides long. The record is from the annotation of a GenBank genome assembly. Lineage: Eukaryota; Metazoa; Nematoda; Chromadorea; Rhabditida; Meloidogynidae.
UCUCCAGUCCAUACAUGGUUUAUGGGAAGAUAUUUAGAGCCAAAUUUUUUUAAUAUUACAAUGACAUAUAGAUCUGAUAGUGAUGUUAAUGUGCCUUAUGAUAUGUUUGAAAGUUAUAAUUUUGAAGAUUUGGACGAUUAUACAAUGAGUUUAGAUGACAUUUGGACUGAGGAUGAGGUUAUUAAUUUAAUAAGUAUUUAUUAA